Molecule: messenger RNA, 3818 nt
Organism: Physella acuta
Lineage: Eukaryota; Metazoa; Mollusca; Gastropoda; Physidae
Product: ras guanyl-releasing protein 3
Biological process (GO): Ras protein signal transduction
Cellular component (GO): plasma membrane
Molecular function (GO): calcium ion binding; guanyl-nucleotide exchange factor activity
Source: RefSeq, a predicted model, not a curated record
CAGUCGCUACACAGACAGUCCAGCAGCAACAGCCCGCCCCACCCCCGACCCCCAUGGGACCCCCUGGGCUUAUUGAAGACGAACAGCGGGCUGCGUCUGUGGUGUCGGGGGUCGGGCCCACGGUGGCUGGGGCGGUGGUGCGGGCGGCCACCCCCGAGCGGCUGAUACAGAUGUGUGUGGAGUCUUUCACCGAGAAGGGGCUGGACAAGAAUCAGGAGGAGUUUGUGACCGUCUUUUUCCUCAUGCACCAGUGGUUCAUGACGUCAGAGGAACUGGCCCAGGCCUUUAUCGAUCUUUAUCAAGGUUGUGACGAAACUGUGACGUGUACGAUGGUGGCUUGUCAACAUCUGCCCAUCAACACGGACUGUGCUAUCCAGAACUUCAAAAAGAUGAUUUGUCAGGCUGUCAGGUACUGGAUCGGCAAGUUCCCCCUGCACUUUGACAUGGACCCACGUGUGACCACCACUGUGAAGAAGCUGAGCUCAUUGCUGCAGGCUGAGGGCAACUACAAGCUGAAGGAGCUGGUCGACGUGUCCAAAGUCCCAUCUUAUGACUGGAUGCGAAACAUGUCUGUCAGAAACACCCAAGAGAAAAAACUUGCGCGUAAGGUGUCUCUUGUCUUCAACCACCUGGAGCCCAAGGAACUGGCCAACCAGUUGACCUAUCUGGAGUAUAAGGCAUUCAGGAGGGUGCAUUUUUCAGACUACAAAAAUUAUGCCAUCUCCGCCUCAUUGAAAGACCAACCCAAACUGGAGCGAUCCAUUGCUUUGUUUAACGGCUUGUCUCAGUGGGUGCAGUGUAUGGUGCUCAGCAAGACCACCCCCCAACAGAGAUCUGAUGUUAUUUGUAAAUUUAUUGAUGUCUCUAAGCAUCUUCGUGUGCUACAAAACUUCAACACCCUGAUGGCAAUAGUCGGAGGCCUGUCCCACAGUGCACUGGCUAGACUGUCCAAAACUAUAGCCUGUCUGCCACCUGAAUCUCAGAAGACACUGGCAGAGCUGACAGAACUGCUGUCAUCUAACAACAACUUCAGUAAUUAUCGCAAGGUUUACCACCACUGUACUGGCUUCAAGAUUCCUAUACUUGGUGUACAUCUGAAGGAUCUUAUCUCACUACAUACAGCAUUACCUGAUCGGGUUGAUGGGAAUUUGUUAAACUUUCGGAAGAUGGCCCAACUGGCCAUCAUUCUCAGAGAGCUGACCAGACUCCAGGGCCUGGAUUCCAUUCCAGUGGAUGCCAACAUGGAUUUGGUCAACACACUCAGGCUUUCCUUAGAUUUAUAUCACACAGAGGAUGAGAUCUAUGAGUUGUCUUUAGCUAGAGAGCCCAGAGGAUCUCUUUCAUCUCCCACAACACCAACCAAACCUGUGGUGUUUGCUGAUUGGCUGUCAGGCAUCAGCCCCCCAGAUUCUGACACUAUAAAUAAACAUGUCCAUGACAUGGUGGAGGCUGUUUUUAAAAACUAUGACCAUGACAAAGAUGGGUUUAUCUCACAUGAGGAGUUUGAUGCCAUUGCAGGGAAUUUUCCUUUCAUUGAUUCAUUCUGCGUGCUUGAUGCUGAUAAAGAUGGUAUGAUCAGCAAGAAAGAAAUGAAGACCUACUUCAUCCGCGCCAACAGCCAGCACCUGAGAAACAGCUUUAAACAUGCAUUUCAUGAAACAACUUACUUCAAGCCAACAUUCUGUAUUCACUGCACGGGGUUGUUAUGGGGCCUGAUCAAACAAGGAUGGAAAUGUAAAGACUGUGGUAUUAAUGCCCACAAACACUGCAAAGAUUUAGUAGUGAUGGAAUGUCGAAGUAAAGGGAGCAAAAGGACUGAAUCCAUGUCUAAUGGCGUUGGACCACCUGACCUGACCAUAAUGGCCAAGCGCAAGAUCUCCCAGCGCCACCAGAAGAGAUCCUCCCCGUCCCACACGUGCCCCCAGUCGACCCAGACAGAGGGCGCCACCAUGAGGAGAACCAGCAGCCUGAAGGUGAUGAACACCAGCAACAGCCACAACCACCUGAGCCACAGGGACUGCUCGUUUAUAGACGGGGAGUACUACGAGGAGCAGGCCCUUCUCUACGAGAGAUUGUUGAAAGCAGAGGAGGCCCGUGAGAAGCUGAUUGAGGAGAAUUCCAGACUUCGCUCAAAAUUGGACCUGGCCAAUGAUCAGAUCUCCUUGCUGAAGUCCCACAUAGGCAUCAUCAGACAGAACACCAUUGCAUUUAUCCUGGAGCAGAUGGAUGCUCUGCACAUGCAGCGAGACACAGAAGUUUGAUGCCUCAUGUUGCCAGCAACAGGGCGCCCUUAUUCCAGGGACUACGUGAUCUACAUGUUCUAAACGUUUAUGUGAUAAAAUAAUAUAUGAGACCAUGUUUGAGGGUGUUGUUUAUUCCUGAUCUCUUCAUUGGAUUUGAGGGCAGAUGUGUACAUUUCUAUAUACAUAGUCCCAAUUUUAUUUAUUUGCUCAAUAAAAUGCUGGAAUUUUUUGAAGGGUUUGACAUGUUCAUAAAAAAAAUCAAGUCAAAGUCAACAGAAAGCUGUACACAAAGUGAACAGAACACAGCUGUACACAACAAGGACAUAAUGCAGCUAAAUGAAAAAAAAACAUUUUCUUUACUGUUGAUAAAGGGAUUGUUUACUCAUAAUAGCCAUGUUGAAUUUCAUAAUACUAUUGAAUCAGAACUAAUGAACACCCAACAGUAUCCAUCUGAGAAACAAUGAUCGACAUUACAACAUUUCUAUACCUGGUAUUUAAACACAAGAUUGUGCAAUGAGGCCAAACAGUUUGCUGUGCUUGCAAGCUGAACAAAAAACUAUUCUGGCAGAAUUGGAUACAACUUUGUCUUGCUGGAACUUUUUUUAAAUGGAUAUUUUAAGGAACAUAUUUAAAUAUGUGUCCUCAUUCUCAUGUGUAUAGAAAGAGUAAAAUAAUUUGGAAAGCAAAAUAAUAGUUUUCUUAUAUUGUUGGGUAAUAUAUAUAUAUAAAUAAUUCACUGCUUUUGUAGCAGAACUAUAUUGGAAUAAUUAUUGAAGUAAAGGUUCUUUGGAUCAAGUAUGCCAGUCACACUCCUUAUCGCAACAGAUGUAGGUGGCGCUGCUAAGAAACAUUUAUGCUUGGGCUCUAGCGCUCAUAGUAAUUUUGGAUCCACUACUUGCAAGACAAGAUGGUGGUGAAACACCCUGCUGGAAGGAACAAUACCAUUGGAACACAAUUUGUAACAGGUGUUUAUACUAUUAUUUAUUCAUUGGAUCUAAUGUUUGUGAUUGGCCUGUUAAAGCAAAAUAACAUUGGCUACAUUUAUAACUAAAUCCUCAUGACAACAGGGUGCUUAGAAAGAAUAUCCAUUGAUUCCAUCAAAGCUCUUUAAAGUGAAUUACUGCCCAGUUCAACCAAAUUACUCUGACAGAACUAAGAAGUGGUUAUUUAAUUUGUGCAAUGAAAAAAUUUCUCAAACGUGUGGAUAAAUUCUACAAAUGAUUGUUGACAACUUUGUUUUGUGUAUAAUGUACAAUAUUUAUUUAUUACAAAAGCUAAUAUUUGAAGUCAACUGUGGUAAUUAGCCUUAAUUAAUCCUUCUUAGUAGAAAUGUAUCCCUAAUAGCAUUUAUUUAUUGUUAGGCAUAUUCUAACUAUUAGGUACAUUCAAGCAUAUUGUUUUGACCAAUGUAUUUGUUGUAGAAAUGAUGGUGUUUAUAUUUUGAUGUGUUCUAUCCUCAGUAUUUUUUUAACUUGACCUUUUUGGAAUAAGCUGCUUGUGUUCAGUGUUUCUUGGGUCAUGUUUCUGGAACAUUGAAUAUUUGAUAUAUUUGGAACUUGUUUCCUUAGAACUUGU